Humulus lupulus (European hop) is the source of this 747-nucleotide messenger RNA. Its product is annotated as non-specific lipid-transfer protein 1-like. The transcript is spliced from 2 exons. Gene Ontology annotation, molecular function: lipid binding. Gene Ontology annotation, biological process: lipid transport. The coding region runs from base 104 to 466 and encodes 120 amino acids. Gene Ontology annotation, cellular component: membrane. The record is from RefSeq and is a predicted model, not a curated record. NCBI's taxonomy places the organism in Eukaryota, Viridiplantae, Streptophyta, Magnoliopsida, Rosales, Cannabaceae.
UUUUUUUCAUCCCCUAUAAAUUGAAGACACCUUUGAGAUAUCUAUCAAGAUCAGCACAUAACACAUAUGAGCAUAAUUAAUUACUAAAAAAAGCUUGUUCGUCAUGGCCGUGAGUAGUUCUUUAGGUGUGAAAUGUCUUGGGUUUAUUGUGAUUACGGUGAUGGUUGUAGCCACACAAGUGGAAAGUGCCAUAACUUGUUCGGAAGUGAAUAAGAGCCUUUCUCCAUGCCUGAACUACCUUAAGAGCGGUGGUUCUGUCUCGACGGAGUGCUGCAACGCGGUUAAGACGAUGAACAUCCAGGCCAACACGUCGCCCAACCUCAAGUCCAUCUGCAACUGCUUGAAAUCUGCCUAUUACAGCAUCAAAGGUAUCAACCUCAAUCUUGCCGCGGGACUGCCCGCCAAAUGCAACACUAAAACUUCUUACCCGAUCAGUCUCUCCGUCAAUUGCACCAUUUUGCAGUGAGUUUGCAUGGCUGAAGCGCGUAUAAUCAUGAUUUCAAGCAUAUAAAUAUAUAUUUAUAGCAUCAUUGGAGAAUAAAGCGUGUGGGUGUUUAUAUAUCCACAAGUACAUGAAACUCCAUCCUAUAUGAGUACGUAAUGGAGUUAUUCUAAACAAUCUUUAUUUUUUAUUAUUAUCAUUUGUUAGUAGUCACGGUUAUAUAUCUGUUUUAGAUUAUAUAUAUAAAUAUUGAUAAUUAAUAAAUAAAAAAGCUGGCCAAAUAUAAACAGGCAGGUUUUCUUAAA